AUGAGCAUAUACAAAACCGGCGCAGCAUGGGAAUUCACAGGCACCCACAACUUUGGCAGUCGCUCCCCGCCAAGGCAGAGUUCGAGUUUCAGGAGCGACCGGAUAUCACCCACAAGUGUCGGGCACGACUAUUAUGAAAUUCUCGGAAUAUCCCACGACGCACAGCCGGCUACUGUCAAGUUAGCAUACAAACGUCUGGCUUUAGCCAGACACCCAGAUAGACGGAAGAACGAACCUAAUGCAACAGCUGAUUUUCAACUACUUAGCGAAGCUUACGGGGAGCUGUCUGAUAUUCAUAAACGCCAAGAAUACGACAAGCUAUAUCGCUCAGCGAUACUUCCCGGGAAAAUCAAGAGUCAAAAGAUAGCAGAGCUUGAAGAACGACUUCGGCAGUUUGCUCUUAAACGCGAGGGAUCGAAAACAUUACUGUACAACACAAAGAAAGACCUUAUUAGACUCCGCGCUGAGAAAGACAGUGUCAAAGGAGAAAAAGAACGCCUCCUGAAGGAAAGAGCUACAGAGGAGACAUGGUGGUCUUACAUCUCGUCCUUAAUGAUAGGAAACACGGUGGAAUUCAACCAGCGGAGACAACGACGAGAGCGUGAGAUAACUGACUCGAUUGGGAAACAACGGACGAAGGAAUGGAAUAUUGAUCUUAAACUGGCGGAGGUUCAAUAUCUUGAAAGAAUGCUCGAUUCUAUCUCUUCUGCUGAGAUUGAAAUCAAAGUUGAGAUAACGAAAAUAGAAGAGCGCUGGCGCGAAAGGCUAUCAUUGCAGGAAAUGGAAAGGGUAUUGGCGAAAUGGAAAAAUCAAAGAUAA
Aspergillus niger is the source of this 819-nucleotide messenger RNA. RefSeq lists its product as uncharacterized. Gene Ontology annotation, cellular component: endoplasmic reticulum. The transcript is spliced from 2 exons. The record is from RefSeq and is a predicted model, not a curated record. Gene Ontology annotation, molecular function: misfolded protein binding; protein-folding chaperone binding. Lineage: Eukaryota; Fungi; Ascomycota; Eurotiomycetes; Eurotiales; Aspergillaceae. Bases 1 to 819 code for a protein of 272 amino acids.